This is a messenger RNA of Myripristis murdjan (pinecone soldierfish), 1269 nucleotides long. RefSeq names its product ornithine decarboxylase antizyme 1a (gene oaz1a). NCBI's taxonomy places the organism in Eukaryota, Metazoa, Chordata, Actinopteri, Holocentriformes, Holocentridae. Gene Ontology annotation, molecular function: ornithine decarboxylase inhibitor activity. Gene Ontology annotation, biological process: positive regulation of protein catabolic process. The record is from RefSeq and is a predicted model, not a curated record. Gene Ontology annotation, cellular component: cytoplasm; nucleus.
UGCCCAUCCUGGUAGCUCAUCAUUUGGCGAGGAGAGGCAAAAGCGAGCUGUGGGCGCCGACGUUGGCCGGAUGGUUAAAUCCAACCUACAGAAGAUAUUGAAUAGCCAUUGUUUUGUUAGAGAAAAAGAGAGAAACUUAAUCGACAUGCCAGUUAUUGAACAAACCAGUAAUAAACCUGAAAGUGAAAGCAUCUCCAGUCCCAGGAGGUGCUCCCGCUGUUGCAGUAACCCGUGUCCGGGGCCUCUGUGGUGCUCCGAUGCCCCUCUCCCACCCCUGAAGAUCCCAGGUGGGCGAGGGAAUGACCAGUGGGAUCGCAAUCUUUCAGCUAAGCUAUUCUACUCUGAUGCUCAGUUGCUGGUUCUUGAGGAGCCUCCCCCUGCCACCGGCAGAGUGCGCUUCCUGCUCUUCGAGCCCCGCCGCUCUGAAGGGAAGCACUGUGUCUGGAGGGCGGCGCUGAAAGGGGGGAACCUUUAUGUUGAAAUCCCCCCUGGAGCUUUGCCUGAGGGCAGCAAAGACAGUUUUGCUCUCCUGCUGGAGUUUGCAGAAGAGCAGCUGCAAGUUGAUCAUGUGUUCAUCUGCUUUCACAAGAGCCGUGAUGAUAGAGCAUCCCUACUUCGUACAUUCAGUUUCCUGGGCUUUGAGAUUGUGAGACCGGGUCAUCCUCUUGUCCCUACCCGCCCUGACGCUUUCUUCAUGGCUUACAGCAUCGAACGAGACUCCUCUGAUGAUGAUUAAAUUACGCUGAGCAAUUACAGAUAUGUUGUUUGUUGUUCUUUCAACCCAUACCCACCUAUCUUUUUGAUUUUUGGAAAUCAAUAUUAUUCAGGCUCAGUAUGGUUGAGGUUUCCUGUGAAAGAGCUUUUUUGUUUGUUAAUUUUACCUACUAUGUGCUGUGUUGCAAUGAUAUUUGCACUAGUGUAAGAUGUUAUAUGCCAGGAAUGUAAAGCAGGCACCCACAUAAAAUCUGGGUAAUGCAUCCUCACCGCUGUAUUACUUUCCAUGAUGUGUUGUGCUGACUUCCUGUUCACCCUCCCUGUACACCCCAAUGAUCAUCUCUACAAUGUAAUAUUUAUGGUAUAAAAUUUAAAUCAUCUUAUUCAUGUAAUUAGAUAUGUUGCCAUGGUCAUUUUCAGUUGAUUCACCUGUUCAUAUUGAUUUUUUUUUUUUUUUUUUUUUUUUUAUGUGUGCAUGGAUUCUAAUUUGUUGCUUUGAUUCACUCGACAGAAAUCUGCAUGUUGUAACUGUACUAAAUAAAACUGCUCACCUUA